Myxocyprinus asiaticus (Chinese sucker) is the source of this 840-nucleotide messenger RNA. RefSeq names its product rho-related GTP-binding protein RhoG-like. The transcript is spliced from 2 exons. Bases 157 to 738 code for a protein of 193 amino acids. Lineage: Eukaryota; Metazoa; Chordata; Actinopteri; Cypriniformes; Catostomidae. The record is from RefSeq and is a predicted model, not a curated record. Gene Ontology annotation, cellular component: cytoskeleton; cell cortex; cytoplasmic vesicle. Gene Ontology annotation, molecular function: GTP binding; protein kinase binding; GTPase activity. Gene Ontology annotation, biological process: establishment or maintenance of cell polarity; regulation of actin cytoskeleton organization; actin filament organization.
UGUGUCACUGACUUCCUCACAGAGCACUAGGCUGCGCUCACUUCCUCCUACAGUCCCCGGUGCAACUGUUCUUAGGGAGAGUUUUAUUCAGACUACUAUUAAGAAUUGCCUGGACUCUCUUUUGGAUUAUGCACGAUAUUUAAGGCUGAAGAAAGGAUGACAAUGCGAAACAUUAAGUGUGUCGUGGUUGGAGAUGGUGCAGUGGGGAAGACCUGCCUCCUGAUUUCCUUCACCACCAAUGCCUUUCCUAAAGAAUACGUUCCCACUGUUUUUGACAACUACAGUGCACAGCUGACUGUAGACUCUAAACUCAUCAGCUUGAACUUGUGGGACACAGCAGGACAGGAGGAGUACGACCGUCUGCGGACCCUUUCCUACCCGCAGACCAACGUCUUUGUCAUCUGCUUCUGUGUGACAAGCCCCACCUCCUAUGAGAAUGUCAAGCUAAAAUGGCAUCCUGAGGUGACAGAACAUUGCCCUAAAGUGCCCAUCCUGCUGGUGGGGACUAAAAAGGAUCUGAGAGAUGAUCCGGAGGUUCUGAAGAAGCUAAAGGAGAAGAACCUCUCUCCUCUCACCCAGCAACAGGGUGUGGCGUUGGCCCGACAGAUUCAGGCUACUAAAUACCUGGAGUGCUCAGCUCUCAGUCAGGACGGGGUGAAGGAAGUGUUCACAGAAGCAGUUCGUGCUUUUAUCAACCCCGCUCCACCGGCAUCCAAGAAAACAUGUGUGCUACUUUAAAUAUACUGAAACCUGCAUAUGAUGUUGGCCUAUAUUUUUUUUUUUAAAUCAAGUUUAUUGUAGGUUAUGUUGUCCAUUAUAAUAAAAGAAAACAAACUUUGA